CACCGUGAAGGUGUGUCGUGCUUGAAAAGUUUACUCGCCGUGCCGUGCGCGGUCAACAGCUGUGUUUUGUGUGUAGUAAUUUCGCGUUUUACGGUCCAUCGUCUCCGAGGUACCGCUAAGGUGGACCGUUUUAGCGAUUGUGUCGUUAUUGACGCGGGCGUAGCUCGAAAAACAGGGUGACGUGUUUUGUGCAUCUAUCGCUGGUGAAAACCGUGUCAUCGUUGUGCUAUUCUUUGUGACAAAACCAGUAUUGACACCGGAUCAGCGAAAAGAAACUGCCGACCCGUUGGUGCUGUUUACGAGCGAUGAGACUAGUGUCCGAUAUCUACAAUGAAAGCAUUGAAACGUCACUAGGAGGAAUCGCGAAGCAUCUAACGCAACCGCCACAACAGCAGCAGCACCGACGACUUCCGAACCAUCCGCACUCACAGCAGCAGCAAUUUGUCGCCUUAAGCACCCUGAAACGUUGGGGCGAACAGCCAGAAGACAGCCGCGACCACCAGUCACGUCCUCGGCCGACCGAUUACAGCCAAUUUGCGGCGAACUUUGAGGGAGGCCCGAAGCACCCGGUCAGCCCGUUCCCGUGCGAUGCGCAGAUCAACAAUCGUUUCGUAAUCUGGGAGGGUGAUAUAUCGCAGCUUAAAGUUGAUGCGAUUACCAACAGCACCGAUGAAACGUUGACGGAAAAGAAUCGUGUGUCGAAGAAAAUUUUUGGUCGCGCCGGUGCCGCGCUUACCUCUGCUAUUAUUCACGACGUCAAAAGAUGUAAAACCGGUGAAGUUCGUGUUACGCCAGGGUUCUUCCUACCAGCAAAGUACAUCAUUCAUACCGUUGGUCCGAUUUACAGUGAAAAAUAUCGGACCGCGUCGGAAGCGACACUGCAUGCUUGUUAUCGAAACGUAUUGUACAAAGCAAGGGAGCUAGGAUUAAGAACCGUUGCUCUAUGUGAUAUUAGUUCGGUGCAGCGUAACUUCCCAGCCGACACCGCUGCUCAUAUAGCGCUGAGGACAAUUCGUCGUUUUUUGGAGCAAUAUCGUGCCGAGAUUGUGAUAGUUUGCCUUGAAUCCAAUGCACUCAGUAUCUACGAGGUACUAGCGCCACUCUACUUUCCGCGCGAUCAGCCCGAGGAGAGAAGUGCCCUGUGGCAGCUGCCGAAGGAUAUCGGAGGGCUGUAUGGUGAACCGCAGCUAGCCGACCGCCAGAUUAGAAUCAUUCACAACCCACAGCAUUCCGUCAUGAUAGAAGCUGACGACGAUUCCGACACCAGCCCACACGAUUUGGAAAUGGGAUCCGACGUCGAGUACAGCAAUAUCAACCUGAGCCUAGCAGCUCAACUUUCCGGUGCCGCGCAUUCAUUCACGCAAAUGCAGGGCGACUUAGAUCGACAGCGUCUUCUGGGUGAUCGGCCCCGUAUGGUCUACGAAAGUGUGCUAGAUGACGGGCUGGAAGGAUUAGAACACCAGGAAAGAUAUGAGCGGCUGCUUCGAAGGGCAAAGACGGAAGACCUGACGGAAGUGUCCGGCAUCGGGUGCCUGUAUCAGAGUGGCGUCGAUAGGCUCGGCCGGCCGGUGGUGGUGUUCUGUGGCAAAUGGUUCCCCGCACACAACAUCGACCUGGAGAAGGCCCUGCUUUACCUGAUAUACCUGCUGGAUCCUAUCGUCAAGGGCGACUAUGUGAUCGCCUAUUUCCACACUCUCACCAGUUCGAACAACUACCCAUCGCUACAGUGGCUGAAGGACGUUUACAGUAUACUGCCCUACAAGUACAAGAAGAACUUGAAAGCCUUCUACAUCGUUCACCCCACGUUCUGGACCAAGAUGAUGACCUGGUGGUUCACAACGUUCAUGGCGCCGGCAAUCAAGACGAAGGUGCACUCGCUGCCCGGAGUGGAGCAUCUGUAUUCGGCGAUUGCGAAGGACCAACUGGAAAUUCCAGCCUACAUCACCGAGUACGAUAUGGCGACGAACGGGAUACAUUACUUCCAACCCAUCACCAACACGUCCUCACCGGCGUCCUAAGUAUCGAGUGAUGCAUCCAUCCUACCGACGAGCACUAAAACCCCCCGAUUCUACUGUGGUUCCAUUCUUCGCUGCAAACAUCGCAAACACCCCUCCACUCCCCCGAACCAAAACACCGAGAGAGAGAGCUCUUUACGGUACCACCGCUUUUCCACCAGUGGCCACCAGAUAGACUUUUCACCCGAUCGAAACUCCUUAAACGAUCGUCUCCAACGUCCAGAUGAAUUUGGCGUGUAGCAGAAAAUGUACUCCUUCUGUCCUAUUGCGUUACGGUUGGAAACCCUAAAAACAAAAUAACUAGCGCUGUUACCAGCGGAACUGAAUUGGAAAUCUUUGCUUCCCCUUCUCCGUGGUUUGAUGAUGUGUGUGUCUCUGUGUGUGUGUGUGUUUUGUGUUUGAAGGAAUUAUAAUGUAGUUAUCGUUGAACAAAUUCCUGAAUGGUUGCGAAUGCAACACUAGAUUACACUGCGUUAAGUCUUGUUAAGUUACCGGAACCAAACUUCGUACACACAGAAUGCACCGUCAUGUUUAAAUUAUAAUAAUGAUAAAUAACGGUGGAAAUGGUGAGGUGAUGGUGGAAUAAUAAAAAUCGCUGGUUUGCCGUUGGACAAGUUGUACACCAGUGGGAGGUAAAUAGGUAUUGGCAAGCCCCGAAGCAUCGCACUGCUUUCUCCCAUUCCUGAAAUGCCCAAAUGCAUAGUAUAGAGAAGCAAAAGUAUCGAUUAAAAAAGGGCGGCCCCGUAGCGAUUGAUUGCUAGCUCCCGAACCUCCCGGUUGAGAAGCCAUUUUGCGAGUGAAUAUGGCCACAAAGAGUAGACAAGCGUAACUACAACCUUCAGUUUACGUUCGUAGGUGCCGUUGAAUUGUUGUUAUUGACGUCAAGCUGUGGCGUGAAGAGAAGGGCAGAGCAGCUUGUCGAGUGUUGAUCGAAUUUAUUAUCCUCAUGUGUUUAUCCUAUCCAUUUGUAUCGGUAGCUUUCAUUUUAAUAUGUUGAGGCGGAGAAGCGAUUGAAUACUAGCAUUUUGAAGAAACAAUCUGAUUGGUUUACUCUCAAAUUUUCUUACAUUUUAUUAGUAGUUGUUUUUUCUCUAACGGCCAUCGGUUGUUGAUGAACGUUUUUCGUUAUCAUACCCGCCAGUGUCUUUCGAAGAAAGUGUGCACACGCUCCUGCGAGAAGCUACUGUUUCGUUUUUUUUGCCACGUUUUUUCGUUCACCCUUUUAGUAGAGGCGUAGGGCAAGAACCACUAGUCCCACCUCCCCUCCCCCGUCCUUCAUGUACACACAUGCAGUGUUAUACCGUUUUGCUUUGCUUACUUGCCAACGAGCGGUGCCAGCUACUAACUACUAAUCUAUUGUUACAUAGAUUUUGUCCUGGAGGCCAUGUUAUUUGGAACAAAAAGAUUAUUAUAUAAUAUUUGAGUAGAACUGUUAAAAAUACGGGAUUAUCGUUCGCAAAAAAAGGGAAACGAUUAGAGCUUUGGAAUAUAGAUGAUAAAAAGAUAGAUAAACAGAAAAAAUGAAGAAGCGUGUGCUACACAGAAACAUUAAAAGAAGCAUUGCGCAAGAAAUGGAUGGAAAGUAUUAAAAAACGAAAAGAAAAGAAAAAGAUAAGUAAUUUAGCAAUAGAUCAGUUGAUACAUAUAUAUAUAUACAUACAUAUAUAUAAUCUUAUGUAUUGAUUAGCAUAUAUACAGAUGUAUGAUUAACAAAAGUGAAAAUAUAUAAAGUGCGCAAAACUUGCGAAAAGAUUCAAUAAAUGAAGCUGUUAUAUCUGGAUGACGAAACAUGCGUUUGCAACUGGAUGAGCAAACGCUUCGCAGAGAAUCAUAACCAUGGUCGAGCUCCUCGAGCAGCGGCAAGGUCGAGGACAAUUCUGUAUCUAAUCGUAUGUGCAAGCGCAAUUACAUUUCGAAACAAGAUGAACAAAGAAAGUGGUGAACACAUAUUGUUAUACAGUGGAAGCAAUAUUAGACACAUUCAUUUUGUAUAGCGCUGUGUUCUGUGAAUUCGUCACACCGUAGAUAAACUUUACUUAUGCAAACGCACUUGUAUAGGAUAUUGCCGUUUGUUUGACUGUUGAGUACUUCUUCAAUCUGUAGCUGGAACGACCGUUCGAAGCGUUCGGUUGCGUACACGAAAUAGUUUAAAUAAUUGUGAUCCUCUAGCAGAGACGGUCUGCCAUAAAUGCCUUAACCAAAUGAGUAGGACAUUGAUUUGCUUCUGUUUUUUUCGCCCCCCAAACAUGCAUUACAUGGUUCUCACAUGGGUCAACUGUAGAAAGGUAAUAUAAACAGAUUUAAAACAAAACCAAAAAAAAACUGUAAGGCUUGAAAAGUUGCCUCUUGUUGAAUGCAAUACAACUUAAAAAACUGAAUGGAAAAAUCGCAAAAAAGCAAUCUCCGUUUUUGAACAUGGCACCAUGCCCUUAAUUAAGACUUGCGCACCAUUCGAUCAUCAUGAAUGAAAUUUCUUCGCAGCGUUGGCUUCGUCGUGUGUUCCUUUUAUCAUAUAUAGUCUCUCAUAAUGUAUGUGCCAAUGUUUCUUCUUCUUCUUCUUCUUGGUCAUGAUCUUCUAGGACGUUAGUAAAGGGAAGCCCGAUUUGAACUGUGCAUGGCAAAAAGUAAUAAUUUCAAAAUCAACAAGCUCAUACCUAGUCCCCGCUCGACGCCACCCCCUUUUCCAUCAUUAUCAAGUGUGACACAGCGUCAGCACGAUCAUAACACCUUCUUCAGGGCUUGUAGAGAGAAUAGUGUGUAAAUGCUAGUCGGAAGAAUAGUGACAUAAAAUGAAACGAAAAACUUUAAACAAUUCAAUCUGUUCUGAUGGCAGAAUGGCGAGAUUUGGCUUACUAUUAAUUAGGUACAGGAAGGGUGUGGAUCAAAACAAAUGUUGCGAAUAGUUACGAGCGAACAAAAAAAAAAAGAGAGAAAAAAGCAAAACCCUAAAGACAAAUCAAACGCCAACAUUAU
Anopheles coustani is the source of this 4988-nucleotide messenger RNA. RefSeq names its product protein GDAP2 homolog (gene Gdap2). The record is from RefSeq and is a predicted model, not a curated record. The coding region runs from base 306 to 2018 and encodes 570 amino acids. NCBI's taxonomy places the organism in Eukaryota, Metazoa, Arthropoda, Insecta, Diptera, Culicidae. The transcript is spliced from 13 exons.